Molecule: messenger RNA, 3622 nt
Organism: Misgurnus anguillicaudatus (oriental weatherfish)
Lineage: Eukaryota; Metazoa; Chordata; Actinopteri; Cypriniformes; Cobitidae
Gene: asb14a
Product: ankyrin repeat and SOCS box containing 14a
Biological process (GO): intracellular signal transduction; protein localization to ciliary inversin compartment
Cellular component (GO): cytoplasm; cilium
Molecular function (GO): protein binding
Source: RefSeq, a predicted model, not a curated record
AAAGUGUGCGAGGGUCUCAUCACAGGUCUGGAUUCACUGAAGUAUUUAUAGAAGAAGUGUGACCUAAAUAACCCAGCUGUGCAGUCAGACGACGUCCACCAAAACACACAGAGAGAGAGAAAACAACAACAACUCCUUCGUUUAGAAAGGAGAGAAGAAGAUCUGUGGAGAGGUAAACCAUCAUCCUAAUAUAUCAAUCUAACACAGUGUCAUGGAUCAGGAGACAUUAGGAGGGAUUUUAGAUCAGGAUGUGGCAACUCAGCUCAUGAUUGAAGAAAGUCUACUGCAGGGCCGCAAGCAAACCCAAGUGAAAAACUCUUCAUCUGAUGUUAGCAGGAUCAUUCACAUCAGCCCAGAGAGAGAGAAGAUUUUCAAUGCUAUUAAACAUGGUGAUGAAGGUUCCCUCAUGAAGCUCACGGUUCACCAGCAUGCGUUUAGUGAAGAAGAUAACACCGGUUACAUCCCUUUACAUGAAGCAGCAAGCCAAAGCAACCAGAGCAUCCUUCACAUCACUUUUACUGCUUCUCAUGUGGAGUUAAAGGACAAAAGGACUCGUCGGGGUAAGACGCCUCUUUUCUUAGCUGUGGAGAAGGGAUUUUUAGACAACGCCUGUUUUCUGUUAGACAACGCCUGCAGUCCAGAUAGCCUGGACAAUGAGGAAGACUCACCUCUUGUUGUAGCCAUUAGAAACAAGAAUUAUGACAUGGUGAAGCUUCUACUAAACUUCAAUACUAAAGUUAAUCAAGAGGGAGCGCACAACAGAACAGCUCUGCAUGAAGCCGCCCGGCUGGGCCUGAAAGAUUUUGUGGACUUGUUGUUGAAGUUUGGAGCUCAUCCUGAUCCCAGGAGCUCUUACGGCCUGACACCUUUAGCGUUAGCGGCACAGGCUGGACACCUGGAGAUUGUUCGGACACUCUUACAGAAAGGAGCUGAUGUGGAGUCUCAGGCUCAGGACAGCGCUACCAUCCUGUUUGAGGCCUCAGCUUCAGGAAACCCUGAUGUGAUUUCUCUACUGCUGGAAUACGGAGCUGAUGCUAAUGUACCCAGACACACCGGUCAUCUACCCAUCCAUAGAGCGGCUCACCGCGGACACCAGGAAGCUUUGGCUCUUCUGAUACCCGUGACGACGUGUGAUGCUGUGGAUGACAGUGGGAUGAGUCCUCUACAUUCAGCGGCGGCUGGUGGACACACACGCUGUUUGGAGAUGUUGCUUAAGGCCGGUUACGACCCCAACUUCAUGCUGUACCCGUGGGUACGCCGUAACUAUGACGACAAGCGCCAGUCGGCCCUGUACUUUGCCGUGUCCAACGACGACGUCGCCUCAACCAGGGUACUUUUGGAGGCCGGGGCGAUGCCCAACCAGGACCCAGUGAAAUGCCUACAGGUGGCGCUGCGCCUGGGCAACUAUGAGCUUAUCAGCAUCUUGCUUCGAUACGGUGCCAACGUCAACUACUACUGUCGGGUGAACACAACUCACUUUCCAUCGGCGUUACAGUACGCCCUGAAGGAUGAUGUCGUGCUACGGAUGCUGUGUAACUAUGGUUACGAUGUGAUGCGAUGCUUCGACUGUCCGUAUGGAGAGGGCUCUCACGUUCCUGAUGAUUAUGAAGGCUGGAGUAAUACGGUCAUUAAGGAUACUCUGUUUUGUGAGGUCAUCUCUGUCUCGUGGCUGAAGCAUCUCUCUGGGAAUGUGGUGCGAGCCAUGCUGGACUACGUCGAUCACGUGAGCUUUUGUGCUAAACUCAAGGCUGUCAUCAUGGAGCAGAAACAGUGGCCAGAAAUCUGUCAAAUUCAAGAGAACGUCCGCUGUUUGCAGCAUCUCUGUAGGCUGAAGAUCAGGAGCUGUUUGGGUCGACUGCGUUUACGAGCUCCAGUUUUCAUGAGUUUUCUUCCUCUGCCAGACCGACUGAAACAAUACAUCUUAUAUAAAGAAUAUGAUCUUUACAGUCAGCAGUGUCAAAGCAAAUGAGAUUUAGAUGAAUGUGGAUGGGAUGCUCCCAGUAAUGUGAAGAUUAGGAAUGAAAUAAUGUGGAGAGAAACCUUUUUUUUUUUUUUGCUUGGGGAUAUUUUCAUAUUCAGGGUUCACACACCUUAGUUAAAGGAACAGUAUGUAAGAAAUGUAUAUCAAUUAAUCACAAAAUGGCCCUGAUAUCUCACUAGACAUUAAGAAAUCAUUUUCAUUUCAAAUACUUAUAACACUGACAACAGUGGUCCGGCCAGGAUAUUGUCAUUUAAUAAGUGGAGUUGCAGCCCCUAACUGAUGUUUAUGUUGUCAUGUUGUGUAUUGGCCACCAGUUGUGUGAUUGCAGUACCAGUUUUUAACCACAAGUUUUGUGAUUGCAAUAUCAGUUUUGGCCACAAUCCUACAUACUGUUCCUUUAACUUCAAAUUCAAGGACUAAAUGUGGGGUCACAUUUCAAGUGAGAGCAAGGUUACAUCGUGUAACCUUUUAAGAUACAUUGUUACAGUGCCCUUUCAAGGGAACUCGCGCUGCGUCACUGCGGUGACACUUUGGGUAUGCCUCCAGGGGUAAGUGCGUCUGAAUGUGUAUAUCAAAUUCAACCAAUGAUGAGGCUUAACGACAAAGACAGGGUGAGCCAGGAAGUAUAUCGCUAUCUGAAAUAUUGCCAAAGACGGCGUUACAGGGACACAGGAAGUAUGGCAAGAGAGACGCAGCGUCUCGUUCCCUUCUCAAGGAACAACAGUUACAUACGUAACCCGAGACGUUUUCAUGUGUCAAACAUAACUAUGCAAAAAAGCAUUUUGGUAUGAAUCAACAUUGACAUACAGAAGAUAUAAGCCUUUAAAGUGAACAGUUUAGCACGUGUGCUUAAAAAGUCUAGAAUUUUAUGAUAUUAUCCUACACUACACAGGGAAUAAUAUGGAUUUUUUCCAGAAAACUUCUUGCAUAAAAUAGAUUCAAGCACUUUCAUUGACCUGUAUCUAUGUAUGUGUAUUUUCAAAAACAUAUAUUUUCAUAUUUUCCCAGGGCCUUGAAUUUUUUCUCCUAGAUUCACAAACUUUCAAGGAUUUUAAGGACCCGUGGGAACCCUGCAUAUUGUUUUAUAAUGGAUGUUUUUGUGCAAUAACAUUAUUCAAUCUGUGGUCUGAUGAAGAAGGUGCAGCACAAUAACAACAUGGAGGCAGUGAACAACAUUUAUAAAAUACAUACAUUUUUUAUAAAUUCUGUGCAAUUAAAUCUCAGAAAAAUAAGGGAUGCACCGUACACAGAGGGGCCACGUGCCGAUAAAGUUUGAGAACCACUGAUCUAGAGAGGAUUACUGCUGUGCUCUUUAUAGUAGAGAAUAAAUAUAAAAACAUACAUUUGUGCACACAUACAUAUCUACUUAUAAAGAAAGCUAAACUCAAGAAUGGACUUUAAAGCCCUCCCUGCUAAAAAAAAAACCAAUAGACACCAUCACAGAAUUUAUUGGUUCUAAUGGAAUGUUCCAAAACACACUACAGUGUAGUGGUUUUAAUGGUAAAAGCUAAUGGUUCCUAUUGGUAUUUAAAUGGAAACCAUUAGAAUUUUCUGUAAUGGUUUAAUUGUUUUUUUCAGCAGGGGUACAGAAAUAACGUAUAGAGCAGUGGUUCUCAAACUUUUUCAGCGUGCGGCCCCCCU